GCGAUCGCUCGAGGAUGCUCGCCCGACAGAUAGCCAGACAACAGGCUGUCAAGGCCAGAAAACACGUUGUUCCUACUGCGAGAACGCCGCCACAUCUAACUGUAGCGGCCUCGCGUCGGUGCUACGCAACGAACCCCGCCUCGUCGUGGCUGCAGUCCAACUCGCGCAUCUCGACGGUCUUUGGCAUCCUCAUGGGCGUCGGUAUCGCGUCGACCGCAUAUGGGCUGUACCAGUUCUACACCACGUUCACGACGUGGCCGCCAGAAGUGCGCGGGGACCUCCGAGCAGGCAUCAAGGCGAAGAACCAAGGUGACUUAGAGCUGAGCGAAAGGUACAUUCGUCGAGCAUGGAAGACGGCGCAAACCCUUCCUAUCUCCGCGUUCACCUCCGAGCCAUACCUCAAACUCUCUGGGAUAGCGGUUGCCCUCGCUGAAGUCCUGGAGGCGUCCAAUCGCCCAUUCGACGCUUACGAGACGUACUCCAUCGCCUUGGCGCAGCUCCGGGCGGCGCAAGCGACGAAGAAGCUGUCCGGGCGGGAGCGCAUGCGUGCCGUUGCACUCGCACACAAGCUAGGCGAGGUGGCAGAGGUGUACCAGCGAGGUCCAGAGGAGACAGAGGAAUUCUUGACGUUCGCCGUGGAGGAGGUCUUGCGGGUCAUCAAGGACGGAGAAGCGGGCAUCGAAGUGGAGGGAAAGGGGAAGGAGCGGGCUGAGGAGGACGAAGUGGGUGCGAUGCUAGCGGAGCUGGAGUUGCCGUGGUGGGUGCGGAAGGUGGACGUCGCGGCGCCGCUGGAGGCGUUGGGCCGGUUCUAUGCGCGGGAGGGCAAGCCCGACUAUGCUACCACGCUCUACCUCCAAGCGAUUGGGAUGCUCAUGAAGCCACCGAAUGGGAAGGCAGGCGCGUCGACGUCUGUCGAGGACCGGUGUCGGGCUGCCCAGAUCAUGAACAAUCUCUCCGACCUCAUGUCGCAAGCCAACUUGAAGGGUGCCGAAUCAUGGGCACGCCAGGCGCACAGUGUCAUUCAGAAGACCCGCGAGUUGCCGGGAUCUGCGAAAGAUCCUGAGGCUAUGGCACUCUGCGAGCAGACGCUUGCUGCGGCCAUGUUCAAUCUGGGGGCGUUGCUGGAGAUGGGUGGCAAGAUCGAUGACGCGCGGAAGUCCUACCAAGAGAGUCUCGAACAAGCGAGAAGUAUUGGGAUGCGUGCAGGCGCUAUGGAGGCUCGUGGUGCGCUGCGGAGGCUAGAGCGCGCCGCUGGUGUACAGGCUGGAGAUCCCUUGUCAAGCACAGCUGUUGGGGGAGGCACGAAGACUGCUUAGUGUCUUCGCAACUAUGGAGCCCGCGUACGUGCGCUUCUGUAUCUCACACCGUCGGCAUUUGCCGAGCCUUCCGAAGCCGCUCGCGGUAGCCAGCGGCCAGAGAGCUACCGCGGGAUGCAGUCUACUCGUCCGCCAACCACCGCACUUCUACCGAGACCGCAUCCGUGUCAGCGUAGCAGGUCCAUGUAUACGCGUCACUCUCAUAUUCACGACUCACAUCGUUUUUUGACCAACGACUAGUAUGCCAG
This is a messenger RNA of Dichomitus squalens LYAD-421 SS1, 1564 nucleotides long. RefSeq lists its product as uncharacterized. The record is from RefSeq and is a predicted model, not a curated record. The transcript is spliced from 5 exons. Gene Ontology annotation, molecular function: protein binding. The coding region runs from base 15 to 1316 and encodes 433 amino acids. NCBI's taxonomy places the organism in Eukaryota, Fungi, Basidiomycota, Agaricomycetes, Polyporales, Polyporaceae.